Jaculus jaculus (lesser Egyptian jerboa) is the source of this 2011-nucleotide messenger RNA. It is a transcript of the gene Foxf2, whose product is annotated as forkhead box F2. Gene Ontology annotation, cellular component: nucleus. Gene Ontology annotation, molecular function: DNA-binding transcription factor activity, RNA polymerase II-specific; RNA polymerase II cis-regulatory region sequence-specific DNA binding. Bases 1 to 1326 code for a protein of 441 amino acids. The record is from RefSeq and is a predicted model, not a curated record. NCBI's taxonomy places the organism in Eukaryota, Metazoa, Chordata, Mammalia, Rodentia, Dipodidae. The transcript has 2 exons. Gene Ontology annotation, biological process: animal organ morphogenesis; regulation of transcription by RNA polymerase II.
AUGACCACCGAGGGUGGGCCCCCGCCGCCCCCGCCGCGCCCGCCGCCGGCCCCGCUCCGCCGCGCGUGCAGCCCGGCGCCUGGCGCGCUCCAGGCCGCCUUGAUGAGCCCGCCGCCCGCCGCCGCCGCCGCCCUGGAGAGCGCCUCGUCGUCGUCGUCCUCCACUGCCGCCGGCCCGUCCGCUCCCGGCUCGGCCAGCGCCUCCUCGGCCGCCUGCAAGAGCUCGGCGGGCGGCGGCGCGGGCAAGAAGCCGGCGUCGGGGCUGCGGCGGCCCGAGAAGCCGCCCUACUCGUACAUCGCGCUCAUCGUCAUGGCCAUCCAGAGCUCGCCCAGCAAGCGCCUGACGCUCAGCGAGAUCUACCAGUUCCUGCAGGCGCGCUUCCCCUUCUUCCGCGGCGCCUACCAGGGCUGGAAGAACUCCGUGCGCCACAACCUCUCCCUCAACGAGUGCUUCAUCAAGCUGCCCAAGGGCCUCGGGCGGCCCGGGAAGGGCCACUACUGGACCAUCGACCCGGCCAGCGAGUUCAUGUUCGAGGAGGGCUCGUUCCGCCGGCGGCCGCGCGGCUUCAGGCGAAAAUGCCAGGCGCUCAAGCCCAUGUACCACCGCGUGGUGAGCGGCUUGGGCUUCGGAGCCUCGCUGCUGCCCCAGGGCUUUGAUUUCCAGGCGCCUCCAGCAGCGCCUCUAGGCUGUCACGGCCAGGGCAGCUAUGGCGCUCUGGAUAUGAUGCCCACCGGUUACGAUGCGGGCGCGGGAGCCCCGGGCCACGCGCAUCCGCACCACCUCCACCACCACCACGUCCCGCACAUGUCACCCAGCCCCGGCUCCACCUACAUGGCCAGCUGUCCCGUGUCUGCAGGCCCGGGGAGCGUCGGCGCAUCAGGCGGUGGUGGAAGUGGCGGUGGUGGCGGGGACUAUGGGCCAGACAGCAGCAGCAGCCCAGUGCCCUCAUCUCCCGCCAUGGCGAGCGCCAUCGAGUGCCACUCGCCCUACACGAGCCCUGCUACGCAUUGGAGCUCGCCUGGAGCCUCACCUUACCUCAAGCAGCCGCCCACCCUAACACCAAGCAGCAAUCCGGUGGCCUCUGCAGGCCUACACUCAAGCAUGUCCUCCUACUCACUGGAGCAGAGCUACUUGCACCAGAAUGCCCGGGAAGAUCUCUCAGUGGGACUCCCCCGUUACCAGCAUCACUCUACUCCAGUGUGUGACAGAAAAGAUUUCGUCCUCAAUUUCAAUGGCAUUUCUUCUUUCCAUCCCUCAGCUAGUGGGCCGUAUUAUCACCAUCACCACCAGACCAUGUGCCAGGAUAUUAAGCCUUGUGUCAUGUGAAUGGACAGGCAGUAUGAAAGCUGCUCUCCAGCUUCUGCCCGCCUCUCCUCUUCCUUCUGCUGGGAUCCGCUAGAAACUGCUAUUGACUCACAUACUGUGCACGCGGGUAGCAGUAAGUAGCACACCACUCACUUAGCCAGAUGCCUGCGGAGGCCUGUUCUCCCGUAUUGGCAUACCCUUGGAAGAGGGAGCUCUCGCAAGGCAGUGCCCCAGAGGAAGGAGAGAAUGAAGACGGUGAUGGUAGAAAGUUACCAGAUGUAAAACAAACUUUCGAUUCUGGUGUCCUUAUUACCUUCACAAAUCAGGGUCUGAGAAAGCAGACGUGUGUGUGUGUGUGUGUGUGUGUGUGUGUGUGUUAUUGAUCAAAAUGUGCGUGCUUUUCAAAAAGGCAGUGCUAAGCACAGCAUUUCAAGAAAACUUUGUCUUGUGGCCUAGCUCAAUAGGAGAGCUCUUGUUUUCCCCAAACGCUCCCGUUGGAUACAGGUGCCAAAGAACAUUGUGAAAAAAGUAGAACCAAUGAGUCUGGUUUAAGAAAAUGGCUCUCAGUAUUGUGACAAUACAACGUUUUUACAAGGUUGUUUUCUACCACCGUAUUUUAAAGAUUUUUUUAUGAUUUUCGUGUAUUCUCACACCUUGCUUGUAUUUUAAAAGGAGGAUAUAUUUGCACUUAUGUAUACUUCUACAG